AUGCCCGGCCGGAGCGCUGCCGCCGCCGCCCGCCGCGAAGAUGACCGACGGCGUCGUCCUCAUAAGCGACCAGGACUCGGAGGGCAGCCGCUCUCCGCCGCUCCGGCGCCGCGCUCGCCGCCCAUCGCGGCCCGCGCUGCCAUCCCCCGCGGAGAUCAUCGAUCUGACCUGCGAGGACAUGAGCACAGACCCGGCACCAUGGACAAGCCUCACCAUCAUUGACCUGACAGAGGACACCUGCAGCCCUCCCCACAGCACCAGACAGACUGACCAGGACCCUGGGCAGGCACCUGCUUCCCCAGCAGCACACACGUUCCACCCCUGGCUCUUCUCCACCCUGAAGCAAGAAACAGAGGCAGGGUCGAGCCCUGCAGCGCCCGGUCCCAGCACUCCCAUGGAGCCCAGUGCCACCACAGACACAGCAGAAAGCACAAACUGUGGCUGCAUCUCUCCCACCCCCAGCUGCUGCAGCUCCUCCAGCAGCCCAGAGCAGAACUGCAGCACUACCACUUUUAACAGUGACUUGGGCUCCCUGGCCAGCUUGCAGCUGGACUCGGACCUGCUGUCCUUGUCCCCCUCCAGCCUGGACAGCAGCAGUAGCUGGAGAGCCAGUGGCCAAGAGGAAGAGGCUCCCCACCUCUGCCAGCAAAGGGAGCUUCCCCCAAGGCUGAGCCCUGUCCCAGCCAUCUCCACAACCCCAGGGAAGGCCCAAGGGCCUUUGCUGGAAGCAAGUGAUUUACAGCCACACAAAGCGAUCCCACAAAUUACCCCAGCCAGGACCAAGGCUGAAAACAAGGUCUGGCUGAACAAACUGCAUUAUUUCAGGAGGAGCGGCGUCCAGCACCUCUUCCUCCAAGGCGUAACACCCACCAGGGAAACACAGCAGCAGAAACCUGAGCUCAUGCCCAGUGGGAAGCUGAGCAUGGUUCACAACACCAUGGAGGAGAACUUCGUGGAGGCCACCUUGCAUUUCCUGAACGAGUUCAUCUCCUACCAGCACUGUCCCCCAAAAGAAAUCAUCUCCUACUUGAUCAGACAGAUCCUGUUGAACAACCACAGAGAAGAGAUCCUGAAGGACACCUACAUGCUGCUGAUGAAGAUCCAAAUGCUCCAUCCAGCCAACGCCACCACAGUGGGAUGGGACUGGACGCUGCUGAAGUACAUCAUGGAGGACAAGGAGAAGCCCCAUGGCCAGCUCCUCUUCCUGCAGUACGUGGUGCAGACCCUGGAGGACGACUUCCAGCAGAACCUGAGGUUGCGCCUGCUGCAGAAGUCGAUUGCCAAGAGAGUGCUUUCAUGUGACAUGUGCUUCAACAAUGUCAAGGAGGUGGUUGAAUGGUUGGUCGCAACAGUCACAGGAGUCUAUUUGUCACAGCCCCAGGAACAACCACAAGAAACUACAUCUUCAGCAGAAGCAAGGGCCGAACACAGCUCAUCUACACCACGGUUGGCCAGCACUGACCAGGCAGAGGUGGUUCCACCAGCUUUCUUCACACAGAAGGUGACCCUCCUGCUCCAGCGGAUGUUGUCCAUCGCAGUGGAAGUGGACAAAUCUCCCAACUGCAGCUCCUGUAAGAUCGCAGAUGUGAUAUUCCCAUUUAUACUGAAUAUUCCCCUGAGGAGCCAAAGAUCUGGCUGGCCACAUCUCACUUGCUUGGCUGUGCUCCCUGCAAGUCAGCAGGAAUGGGCAACUACUGCACAGGCUGCUGAGCAGGGUGAAAUGAAGCGGCUAAGCUGCCUGACAGACCAUGCCAACCUGCAGUGGCCACACGUCAGACCUAAGGACAUAAACAUAAGGCAUAGCAAAGGUCUCUAUCACAUCUGAUGCUUUUCCUUCCACUGCACUGCUGCACAGCCCCUCAAAUCAUCCCACAUCUGCACUGGGUCAGCACCAGCGUGACACCAUGCUGGAGCAGUUGUCCCUGGUCAGGCUGUUCCGCCUCCCCUAAAGUGAAUCCCUUUUGUCUUCCAGGGAAGCUUUCCUAAAUACCAUGGGGAGCCAACUCCUGCGUUGCAAACUGCUAGAGCUGUUGUUCCAACAUAGCUGUGAUGUGCCUACAGCCUUGCCUUUGUCUCUGGCCAAGAUCCUUUAUUUCCUUAGCCAUUCCUC
Molecule: messenger RNA, 2110 nt
Organism: Neopsephotus bourkii (Bourke's parrot)
Lineage: Eukaryota; Metazoa; Chordata; Aves; Psittaciformes; Psittacidae
Gene: SIMC1
Product: SUMO interacting motifs containing 1
Exons: 8
Coding region: 41-1825 (594 amino acids)
Source: RefSeq, a predicted model, not a curated record